Molecule: messenger RNA, 644 nt
Organism: Dendrobium catenatum
Lineage: Eukaryota; Viridiplantae; Streptophyta; Magnoliopsida; Asparagales; Orchidaceae
Product: cysteine-rich and transmembrane domain-containing protein WIH2-like
Exons: 3
Coding region: 200-442 (80 amino acids)
Cellular component (GO): plasma membrane
Source: RefSeq, a predicted model, not a curated record
AUUUCAUUACAACGCGUAGAAAGCUGCAUAGGUUGAAGAAGCCUUCCUUCCUAAGGAACAAAUCCAACGCAGAAGGAAAAAUUAUAAAUACUGAAGAAACAGCUCCACCAUUUGCAUUCAGCUCUUCAUCUCCUCUCAUCAGUUACAGGUUCUUUCUCCAGUUGCCUGUACGUUUGGUCAUCGUCAUCGUUCAGAAAGCAUGAAUUCCUAUCCCCAGGGUAAUCUUCAAGCCUACCCCCCGCCGCCAACGUCUUACCCUCCACCAGAGCAGGCGUACACGCCGGCACCCUAUGUUGCACCACCUCCUAUGGGCUACCCAACUAAUGACACGUCGUCUUACCCCCAAAAAGUUCACUCCGAUACUAAGAAUCGUGGCGACGGUUUUUGGAAAGGAUGUUGUGCUGCCUUGUGCUGUUGCUGUGUGUUGGAGACAUGCUUCUGAUAGAGAAGAGAAUUUUCUUAAUGAACCUUGCCAGCAUCUCAGUGGCCAUUUUAUUGUAUUGAAUUAUUAUAAUUCUUGGGAGAUAUGCCUUUUCAGUUAUAGUUUCAUAUUGUAUUAGUAUUGAUUAUUUGUUUGUGUAGUCCAACUUUGUAACAUUUUAGUGAACAUUUUACUGUAUUGAAUUACUAGAAUUUUCAGAAGA